Molecule: messenger RNA, 702 nt
Organism: Peronospora belbahrii
Lineage: Eukaryota; Oomycota; Peronosporomycetes; Peronosporales; Peronosporaceae
Source: the annotation of a GenBank genome assembly
AUGGGGCAGCCCACUAAAGUUUCUCUACAUCACAGUGCCAUGCUCUCUAGCUCAUCACUUCACUGGGACGGCAAGUGCCGUAAUUGCCGAAAACUCAUGUCAAGCUGUAUUUGCUUCCAAGAGUCUGACAGUGACGCAGAUCCUCUUCACACCAGUACCUCGAAUGUCAGAGCUGACGCCUCUGAGACUCGACCACUCUGGAAUGCUCUUCGCAAGAUGCAUCGCAACUCGACAACGACGCAGUUAGUAGUUGUGCAACCACCUACAAGCUUACAUCAGUCUUCGGUUUCCAGUCAAAAUGACCGUUCUUGUAGACGCAGUGAAGCUCUUCCACCUCUGAGAGCUCAAGCUUCCGUCACUCACUCGACGUCCAAUCCUCGACAUCAUGUUUAUCGACGCUCGGAUGCACAAUCUCCUCAGAAUUGUAGACGUGAUACUAGAGAAUCAAGACAAGAAUCGUCGUUUGGACUCUCUUCACUCCAUUACAAAGACGGAAUACAGCGUGGCAGUAUCAUUAACAACAGCUACAAGCUCAAGAGAGAUGUCAAAGACGUUGGUGUCAUGCGCUCGAUGCAAUCACGAUAUAAAAUUGAAAAGCACAAAGCUGUUAGCAUGAGUCACUCUAAGGAAAAGUUUAGUUAUGGACCGGAAGAAGGUUGUACACUAAGUGACGAAAACGAUGGGACUGUAUGGGAGCUCUAA